GAACAACAAAGCCAUAUCCUGCUGAUAUAGUAGUUCAGUUCAAGGACAUAUAUGCACUGAUGGGCCAAAAUGUGACUUUAGAGUGUUUUGCCCUUGGCAAUCCAGUUCCUGAUAUCCGGUGGCGGAAAGUUCUAGAACCAAUGCCAAGCACUGCUGAGCUUAGCACCUCUGGGGCUGUCCUCAAGAUCUUCAAUAUUCAGUUAGAAGAUGAAGGGGUAUAUGAAUGUGAGGCUGAGAACAUUAGAGGAAAGGACAAACACCAAGCAAGAAUUUAUUUAGAAGCGUAUCCAGAGUGGGUAGAACACAUCAAUGACACUGAAGUGGAUAUAGGGAGUGACCUCUACUGGCCUUGUGUGGCCACAGGGAAGCCCAUCCCCAGCAUCCGAUGGCUGAAAAAUGGAUAUGCGUAUCAUAAAGGAGAAUUGAGACUAUAUGAUGUGACUUUUGACAAUGCUGGAAUGUACCAGUGCAUAGCUGAAAACACUCAUGGAGCCAUUUAUGCCAACGCGGAGCUGAAGAUCUUAGCUUUGGCUCCGACUUUUGAAAUGAAUCCUAUGAAGAAAAAGAUCCUGGCUGCCAAAGGAGGAAGGGUAAUAAUUGAAUGCAAACCCAAAGCUGCACCUAAACCCAAAUUUUCAUGGAGUAAAGGGACAGAAUGGCUUGUCAAUAGCAGCAGAAUACUUAUUUGGGAAGAUGGCAGCUUGGAAAUUAGUAACAUCACAAGGAAUGACGGCGGUAUCUAUACAUGCUUUGCAGAAAAUAAUAGAGGGAAGGCUAAUAGCACUGGGACUCUUGUUAUCACAGAUCCUACACGAAUUAUCUUGGCCCCGAUUAAUGCUGAUAUCACUGUGGGAGAAAACGCCACCAUGCAGUGCGCUGCUGCCUUUGACCCCGCCCUGGAUCUCACAUUUGUCUGGUCCUUCAAUGGCUACGUUAUCGAUUUUAACAAAGAGAAUAUUCACUAUCAGCGGAAUUUUAUG
Molecule: messenger RNA, 980 nt
Organism: Talpa occidentalis (Iberian mole)
Lineage: Eukaryota; Metazoa; Chordata; Mammalia; Eulipotyphla; Talpidae
Product: contactin-1-like
Exons: 8
Biological process (GO): cell-cell adhesion; brain development
Molecular function (GO): cell-cell adhesion mediator activity
Source: RefSeq, a predicted model, not a curated record